AUGGCCAAACCAGUUGCUAUUCACGAUGAAGGCUCUCGUGUGCCCAAGCCGGAUCCGAACCUCGAGGUUGAGAUCCCACACGUCCCAUUGACCGAGGAGGACAACAAGCGAAUCUGCCGCAAAACCGACCGUACAAUCCUGGUGGUAUUGAUUUGGGUCUACUUCCUACAAAUUCUUGACAAAACGGUGCUUGGAUAUGGCGCGACCUUUGGCCUACGGACCGACACACACUUGACGGGCAACCAGUACUCCCUCGUCGGUUCCAUCGCCCCGAUCGCCCAGUUGGCAUGGCAGCCAUUCUCAUCCUACUUGAUUGUGAAGGUGCCGCACAAGAUCCUCAUGCCCACCCUAUGCUUGGGAUGGGGCAUUGCUCAGGCGUGCAUGGCCGCUUGCCACAACUUCCAAGAGUUGAUGGCGGCGCGCUUUUUCCUUGGCUUGUUCGAGGCAGGUUGCUUGCCCUUGUUUGGAGUUAUCACGAGUCAGUGGUACCGUCGCGCGGAGCAGCCCUUGCGCAUUGCUGCUUGGUAUGGUACCAACGGAAUUGCAACCAUUGUGGCGGCUGCACUGUCGUAUGGUCUGGCACACAUCAAGUCGGAUCUCUUGAAAUCAUGGCAAAUCAUCUUCCUCUUCGUCGGACUAGUCACCAUCGUUUCGGCACCGUUCGUUUACUGGCGUUUGGACAACGACGUGACCACCGCUCGCUUCCUUAACGAAGAAGAAAAGGCACAGGCGGUGGAGCGACUACGUGCCAACCAGACCGGUACGGGAAACACGGAAUUCAAGUUUAGCCACGUGUUGGAGGCUGCAUUGGAGCCGAAGACCUAUCUGUGGAUUGGUAUGGCUAUGCUCCUUAACAUCGGCGCUAGUGUCACCAAUACUUUCGGUCCGUUGAUUCUCGGCGGCCUGGGCUACGACAAGUACACCACUAGUCUACUCACCAUGCCCUUCGGUGCCUUGCAGACGAUCAUGAUCCUUCUUGCUAGUUAUCUUGCCCAAACAGCCCGCCUGAAGGGUGCUAUCCUCGCAUUUUUCAUGCUCCCCGUCGUGGCUGGUCUUGCCAUUCUCUACGCGGUUCCUCGAGACAAUUCCGACCAGGGCGCCUUGCUUGCCGGAUACUAUCUUCUUGCCUUCCUUUUCGGUGGUAACCCUCUGGUCGUGACCUGGAUUAUUGGAAAUACCGCCGGAAGUACCAAGAAGUCUGUCGCGAUGAGUCUUUACAACGCCGCCUCCUCUGCCGGCAACAUCGUCGGACCCCUUCUCUUCGCCGCGAAGGAUGCGCCCGAGUAUCACCCCGGUCUCCGUGCCUGUCUUGCCAUCUUUAGCACCAUGGUUGCCAUUGUGUUUAUCCAGUGGGUCAAUCUGUGGUUCCUCAACAAGCAACAGGCCCGCCGCCGAGUGCGCAAUGGAAAGAGUGCCCAGAUUAUUGAUCACUCCAUGCAGUCACAUUUCCACGGUAUUGAAGAGACUUCUGAAGAGUCUGAGAGUGGGCAGCACGUUGCUCAUGCUGGUGCACAUGUGGCCGAUGAUUUGACCGAUCGGCAGAAUGAUGAAUUUGUAUAUAUUUACUGA
Penicillium cataractarum is the source of this 1569-nucleotide messenger RNA. Its product is annotated as putative MFS transporter. The transcript is spliced from 2 exons. Gene Ontology annotation, biological process: transmembrane transport. Gene Ontology annotation, molecular function: transmembrane transporter activity. The coding region runs from base 1 to 1569 and encodes 522 amino acids. NCBI's taxonomy places the organism in Eukaryota, Fungi, Ascomycota, Eurotiomycetes, Eurotiales, Aspergillaceae. Gene Ontology annotation, cellular component: membrane. The record is from RefSeq and is a predicted model, not a curated record.